Aquila chrysaetos chrysaetos is the source of this 1494-nucleotide messenger RNA. RefSeq lists its product as uncharacterized. The transcript has 6 exons. The record is from RefSeq and is a predicted model, not a curated record. Bases 411 to 1181 code for a protein of 256 amino acids. Lineage: Eukaryota; Metazoa; Chordata; Aves; Accipitriformes; Accipitridae.
CCACUGCCUUACCCUGAAGGUCAUUUUCUGUCUUCUGCCUUAGUCAAAAGGGAAGUAAGCUUUUCUUAUUCCAGUGCAGGUGGAAAAAUAAUUUUCCUCUUGUUUUUCCCCUAUUAAAAUGUAAUAUGUUUACUUCCAAUAUGGCUCUCAAACAUUUUUCUAAUGUAAAUGUUGUUGACUAUAUUUAAAACUGAGCAAGAAAUGAGUAAAAUAAGAAGAGAUCUGGAUUACAGUGAUAGUUAUGUUCAAAACUUCCACUGUAAACAAUGUGAUGAUUUUUUUAAUCAGAAUUUUAAAAGUAGGGGACAACAUCUGGUUUCAGUGUUGUGAGCAGUACGUUUUAGGUUUCUCAGGUUUUUCCAUGCCCUGGCAGAGGUGCCCCAGAUGUCACAGAGGAUCCCUGUGAGGUCAUGCAGCAGCUCUGCAUGGUCAUACAGGUGGCCCAUCUUACGCCACACCAGGCUCAGGAGACGCCACUCCACACUCGUGGCCUCAAAGGCACAAGCGAGUGGUGGCUUCUGCCAAUGGGCAGCAUGGGGCAACCGUGGGGGGCCUCCUCCCCCAAUCGCUUCUUCCUCCUCCUCCUCCUCCUCCUCCUCCUGGCAGCCCUGUGUGUCAGGGACAGCUGGGCGGCUCCGCUGGGAGCAGUACUUCAAGCUCUUCCCCUGGAGAGUGCUUUUCCACCUGCUGGCCUGCGUCCUGGGUUUGAUCCUGAGGAGCAUCACAAGGGUGUGCCUCUAGGCCGUGUAUAUAAAGCGAUGAGGCAGAAGCCUGUUUUCCUGGCCUCUCAGCAAGAUCUCUUCCCUGAGCCUCAGCAAGAUCCCAGGUAUGUGGACGCAGGUGCCGGCUCUGCGUCUCAGUGGGAUCCUGAUGUAGAGCCUUGGAGGGAACGCAUGGGUGCUGGUGAGAAAAAUCCACAGGCUGCAGAUUGCCAACAGCCACUAACGUACCGUGCAGCUCUGGCGCUGGCCAUCCUGGCGUCCAUAGUCUUUCUGGCAGCUUUGGGUCAACUGGUUAAAUCACUGCUGAAGAAUAGGAAACAAGAACCACAGCUUCCUCUUGUCAAUGUUGCCUCAGAGACAGACGCAGCUACAAGUGAAGCCAAAGCAAAUUCAGAAAAAGAAAGAAAACUCACCCAAAUUGCCAUGGAAAUAGAAGAACUCGCCAAUAAGUGGACUUAAUACAAUAGCUGAAGACUGUGGAAACACUUUGCCCUCCUGCUGUCAGCUCCAAAGGAAAGGAGAAAGGUCCCUCUUCUGCACCAGGAGGUGCUGGUCUGUUAUGAAGCCAGUCAGAAAGGCACUCACACUCUGUACAGCAUCGUUUUCAAGACUCUUAGAGCCUCAGCUGGAACAAAAGCAAGAGAGGGUGAUACAGAUAGUCUCAUGGCCCUUCAGAUGGUGGGAACCCCGAGUCGCGCAGCACCGAGCGGGCCUCCGACCAGCAUGCAGCACACCAGGCAGACCCCAGCUGUAGACCAGGUUACCCAUUUUG